AUGAUGAGUUCUCUCUUGACAACAAUUUGCAUGUUCCUGCUGCUUCAGGUGUCCCACACCUUUGUGGUCAAUCCACAAGCCUCGUCUUUCCUAGGAUCAGCGAACAAUUUGAAAUCUUCAAGUUCCUCGACAGCUUCUACUCUGCUCUGUAUGUCAUACAAGAAUGUGUUUGUGGCGGGAGGCUCGAAGGGUGUGGGUCGACUUGUGAUUGACAAAUUGUUGGCCACAGGCGCUCAAGUCAAGGCACUGGUCCGGAGUCCAGAAGUGGCAGAAGAGUUGAGUGCCAUUGACGGUGUGACUGCCAUUGUGGGCGAUGCCUUUGAACAAAAGGCGGUUGAAAAUGCCAUGGAUGGCUGCGAUGCUGCCAUUACCACGUUGGGAGGUUCCACCCAAGACAGGCGCGUGGAUUAUGAAGGCAACAACAACGUGAUUGAAUCGGCAGGAAUACUGGGAGUCCAACGUGUGAUUUUGGUGACUAGCGUUGGCUGUGGCGACAGCAAGGAGGCGGCUCCACCGAGUGUGUUUGAAGUUCUCAAGGAUGUCUUGGCAGCCAAAGAACGAGCGGAAAAUAUCUUGAUCAAGUACUAUACCAACACCAACUGGACCAUUAUCCGGCCAGGAGGACUAGUGACAGAACCAAUGACCGGGAAGGCUUGUUUGACAGAGAACAAUCUUGUCAUUGGCAGCAUUCAUCGUGAAGAUGUGGCCGAUCUGGUGGUCAAGGCUUUGAAUUCCCCAAACACGGAGCGAAAAGUAUUCAGUGCCUUGGAUCCCUCUAUUGUGAGUGCUCCCUCUGUUGUGAGCGGGGGCAAAACAUUUGAUGCUUUUGAACUUGUCGCUUGA
Molecule: messenger RNA, 843 nt
Organism: Seminavis robusta
Lineage: Eukaryota; Bacillariophyta; Bacillariophyceae; Naviculales; Naviculaceae
Source: the annotation of a GenBank genome assembly